AUGGAUAGAGAAAGAACAGCAGAACAGAGGAUGGUGCUGCUGCUGCUGCAGCUGCGGCUGCUGCUGCAUGCAUGCAAAUGCAUGCGGGAGCUUACUCUUAUAACUACCCUCAGCAGCAGCGCAGCAAAAGACAUUGUGCUGCUGCUGCUGCGGCUGCUGCUGCCGCAGGAGAAAGAAAAUAUAUUAAAGAGGCAGCAGCGGGUGCAGCAGCAGCUGCAGCAGCAGCAGCAAGUCGAGGAGAGAGAGCAGCAGCACCAAAUUAUACUUUUCUUGCAGCAGCAGCAGCAACCGCAGCAUGUGCUGCAGCAGGUAGGGGCAAGGAGGAGACAAAGACACAAAGAGAUAGGUGACCUUAUAGACCCUACAUAUUUCCACUGGUUGCUGCUGCUGCUGCAGUCUGCUGCUGCUGCUGCUCUCCUAAACAUAGUCGAGCUCUGGCCCCCUGCUGCAGCAGCAGACAUGCAGCAGCACCCGAACCCUUUUGCUGCUGCUGCAGCACAUCAGCAGCAAGCUGUUAGACAGUAUCAUAUGGUCGUCACCAGCAGCAAAAGUAAACGCGAAACACAGCAGCAGCAGCAGCAGCAGCAGCAGCAGCAGGAGGAGGAGGAGGAGGAGGAGGAGCAGCAGCAGCAGCAGCAGCAGCAAGGAACUCUGGUCAGUCGACGAGCCCGCCAGCGGCAUCCGCAUCAUCAGCAGCACCAGCAGCAGCAGCAGCAGCAGCAGCAGCAGGAGCAGGAGGAGGAGGAGGAGCAGCAGCAGCAGCAGCAGCAGCAGGAGCAGCAGCAGGAGGAGGAGACUGCUGCUGAUGAGAGUAUAAAAGCAAUAGAGAUGGUUGCUGUCUCCUCUCGUCUUCGUGCUGCUGCUCGUGUUUACUUUGCUGCUGCAGCAUUUAAGGAGUUUCCUUUCUGCUGCUCUGCUGCAGCAGCAAGAAGACUAGCAGCAGCAAUGCAUGCAGACCUCACUGUGCUUCGUGUUGAGAUACGCAUGCAGCACCACCCCCUGCAGCAGCAGCUGCAGCAGCAGCAGCAGCAGCAGCAGCAGCAGAAAAAGAAAAAGAUAGUGGGUAUUGCUUGUCUCUCCUCUGCAUGCAAAAGGAGACAGUUGGUUGUGCAGCUGCUGUGGGCCCUUGCUGCUGAUCUGGGUACUCUAUGUUCCUGUCCCCUGCAGCAGCAGCAGCAGCAGCAGCAGCAGCAGCAGCAGCAGCAGAGGGAAGAAGCAGCAGCAAUAAUAGCGAGAAGAAACCCUAACAUGCUCAAGCUGCUGCUGCAGCUGAUGACGGCAGCAGCAACAGCAGCAGAAACAGAAAAAAAAAGACAAAAAAAAGAAAAAAUAAAACAGCAAAGGAUGCAGCUGCAGCAGCAGCAGCAACGACGUCAGUAUCAGCUGCUGCAGCAGCAGCAACUACUGCAGCAGGAGCAUGCAGAACUAACAGCAGAGAACGGCAGCCUGCAGGACCUGCGAGAGCAGCUAGAGAGGCUGCUGCUGCAGCAGCAGCAGCACGAGCAGCAGCAGCAGCAGCAGUACCGGAGGAUCAGGGGAGAGGGAGGGGGCAGGAAACGAAGCCUGCAGCAGCAGCUGCAGCAGCAGCAGCAGCAGCACCAGCAGCAGCUGCAGCAGCACCAGCAGCGGCAGCAGCAGCACCGGCAGCAGCACCAGCAGCAAAUGCAGCUGGAGCAGCAGCAGCAAGAAGAAACAACCAGAGCACUGCAGCAGCUGCUGCGGCCGCGGAAGCGCUUUCGACGCAUGGGUGCAGCACAGCAGCAGCAGCAGCAGCAGCAGCAGCAGCAGCAGGUUGGCGGCUGUGGCACUAUACAGGAGUGGCAGCAGCAGCAGCAGCUGUUGCUGCAGCAGGAGCAGCAGCAAACACAACGACAGCAGCAGCUUUUAAGCCUCAUAGAGGAGGAGUUCGGGGAGGAGCUGCAGCAGCACCUGCAGCAGCGGCAGCAGCAACUGCAGCAGCGGCAGCAGCAGCGGCAGCAGCAGCAGCAGCAGCAGCAGCAGCAGCAGCAGCCGCUCUUGACCCCCCACGAAACCUCGCUGCAUCUGCAGCAGCAGCAGCAGCAGCCUCCCCCGCGGCGGCAGCGUAUGUUGCUUUGGCCUCAGGAGCAGCGGCAGCACUCCCCCGCGGCGGCAGCGUAUGUUGCUUUGGCCUCAGGAGCAGCGGCAGCAGCAUCAGCAGCAGCAACAGCAGCUGCAGCAGCAGCAGCAGCUGCUGCAGCAAGAGCAAAACCAACACCAACACCAACACCAACACCAACAGCAGCAACAGCAGCAACAGCAGCAGCAGCAGCAGCAGCAGCAGCAGCAGCAGCAGCAGCAGCACUCCCCCGCGGCGGCAGCGAGCAGCGGCAGCACUCCGCUGCUGCUGCCGCUGCAGCGCCGGGUGUAUAG
This is a messenger RNA of Eimeria mitis, 2391 nucleotides long. RefSeq lists its product as uncharacterized. Bases 1 to 2391 code for a protein of 796 amino acids. The transcript has 5 exons. The record is from RefSeq and is a predicted model, not a curated record. Lineage: Eukaryota; Apicomplexa; Conoidasida; Eucoccidiorida; Eimeriidae.